Molecule: messenger RNA, 1126 nt
Organism: Hemiscyllium ocellatum (epaulette shark)
Lineage: Eukaryota; Metazoa; Chordata; Chondrichthyes; Orectolobiformes; Hemiscylliidae
Product: copine-6-like
Exons: 7
Coding region: 26-835 (269 amino acids)
Biological process (GO): cellular response to calcium ion
Cellular component (GO): plasma membrane
Molecular function (GO): calcium-dependent phospholipid binding
Source: RefSeq, a predicted model, not a curated record
AGUCCACUCUUUCCUCGAUUACAUCAUGGGCGGUUGCCAGAUCCACUUCACAGUUGCAAUUGACUUCACGGCUUCGAAUGGCGAUCCCAGUAACAGCCAGUCGCUCCACUACAUGAACCACAGGGAGCCGAACGAGUACGUGAAAGCGCUGAGGGCCGUAGGAGAGAUUUGCCAGGACUACGACAGUGACAAGAAAUUCCCCGCUUUCGGAUUCGGAGCACGAGUCCCACCGGAUUACGAGGUUUCCCACGAUUUCCCGUUAAAUUUGAAUCCCGACGAUCCUGACUGUGACGAAAUUAAAGGGGUCAUCCUUGCCUACCAGAGAUGUCUGCCCAGUAUCAAACUCUAUGGUCCCACCAACGUCUCUCCCAUCAUCCGCCGGGUCAGCCGUCUCGCUGAGGCUGAGAUGCAGACGGGUAUCCCCUCGAAGUACUACAUGUUGCUGAUGCUGACGGACGGGGUAGUGACUGACCUGAGUGAGACCCGCGAUCUGAUUGUGGAGGCGUCACGCCUGCCCCUGUCCAUCAUCAUCGUCGGUGUGGGCAACGCCGACUUCUCUGACAUGAGGGCAUUGGACGGGGACGAUGGCAUCUUACUGUCCAGCUACGGCCAGGAAGCAGCCCGGGACAUCGUCAAGUUCGUGCCCUUCCGAGACUUCAAGAAGGCCCCAACCUCGGCCUUGGCCAAAUACGUCCUCGCUGAGGUCCCCAAGCAGGUGGUGGAGUUCUACGCCAGUCAGGGGAUCGCCCCUGAGCCUCACAAGCAGAGCGUCGUUCCCCCGAGGAGAGGAGAAAAUGGAGGAGAACAGACCGGGGCUAAAGGAGCUACCUCCUGAGCAGGCCUCACUGAUGCCCGCCUCACAAACCAGUGACACCAGCCUCACUAGAAUCCGCACUCCCUUCCACUCCAUCCCCUGGAGACUGGGGCACCUGCUCUGACCUCCCCACAGUUACCAUGAGACUGGAAUUACGUGACCUCCCCCCGACUCAGCCCAGAUCGAUGGGGGGUGGGGGGGAUGAUUCAACCUAAACCUCAGGCCUACAUCCCCUUCUCUCCCCAACCCUCUCCCCAGGAGCUCAGGCCUAAAUCUCAGGCCUACAUCCCCUUCUCUCCCCAACCCUCUCCC